Molecule: messenger RNA, 1842 nt
Organism: Batrachochytrium dendrobatidis JAM81
Lineage: Eukaryota; Fungi; Chytridiomycota; Chytridiomycetes; Rhizophydiales
Exons: 7
Coding region: 1-1842 (613 amino acids)
Source: RefSeq, a predicted model, not a curated record
AUGGAAAUGUAUCCAAAUGCGAAAAGCUUUGAGAUUAAUUCAAUUGAAGGAGAAUUAGAUCGUAAUAUUGAACAAUGCGAAAAGAUUGAACGAUACAAUUGUCACAAAUCAGAAGAUAUCAAUCCUUUAACUGGAGAUACGAUGAACAUAUUGUAUGAAAAAACAGCAAACAAGGAAUCAGCUCUCAAACAAUGGGAUAUACCACAAGAUCAAUUUGGGGUUCUCUUAAAACACUCACAUAUUCCAUCCAAAAAGUGGUUUUACAACAAUCUAAAGGGAGAAUCAGUUUCAUCAAACGAUUAUAAUGAAAUGGUAUUCACUCACACCAACCUGUACGAUUUGCUGAACGACUACAACAAUUUGGAUGCGAAACCAGGUGUAGAAGCGACAAAGAAGCUGGGUAAUUUCUUUCAGUCGUUGAAUCUUGAUAUCCACAAAAACGGCAUCUUUGUUCCUAGACUCACUCUUAAAUAUCUCUGGCACACAAAAAGCAAAGACUGCGAGUUUCAGUUAUUCAAAGGGAAUGACGAAUUGUACCACAAAUACAGAGAUAAUCUGAAAAAGACGACCAGAAUUAGAAAAGGAAAGCUUUGUCAGGGAAUACUUGGAUAUGAUACCAAUGCUUUAUAUCUGUGGGCGAUAAGUCAAGAUAUGCCGUGUGGUGAGCACCAAGUAGUUCAAGUCUAUCCCGAUAUUCUGAAAGAUGUCUUGGAUAACACGUUCUUUGGAAUGAUAGAAUGUGAUAUUGCUGUUCCUGAACAUUUAAAGGAAUGCUUUGCUGGAAUGCCUCCUAUUUUCAAGAAUGUUGAGAUUACAUGCAAUGAUUUAAGCUUUGACACAGGCACAUGCCAAACCAGAUUACAAAAAUACAUACUUAAAGCACCUUUCAAGUCGUUUUCUGAGCAAGUAUCAAAUGAAAGAAGAGUCCGAGAUACAAGUCCUGGUUAUAAAUUACGUGGAGAAAUGAUGAAAUUGAUGGGAAAUUCAUCUUAUGGUAAAUCUAUAACGAAUUUCUUGAAGCACGAAACAGCCAAGAUUGUUACUGGAGAUAACUACAUCAAAAACAUCAGAAGGAAUAAUUACAUUGAACAUCAAGACAUGAACAAAGGAUGCGAGUUUCGUUUCAAAAAGAUGUCGUUCAAACAAAGUUUACCUAUUCAUAUUAGAUUUCAAGUGUAUCAAUUAGCGAAACUACGAAUGCUUCAAUUUUACUACGACUCUAUUGAUUAUUCCAUUGACAAAAGUGAUUAUCAGUACUGUAUGAUGGACACUGAUUCAGCUUACAUUGCUAUAUCUGAUGAAUCGUUAGAAGUCAUAAAACCAAGCUUAAAAGAUGAAUUUAAAAAGAAUCGGCAUCUGUGGUUGGAAAGAGACGAUACCAUUGAGAAUAAGGUGUAUGACAGCAGAACACCGGGUCUGUUCAAGUUGGAAUAUGAAGGAACCUGUAUUAUAUCCUUGGCCAUUCAAAAGGGAAUUAACAAGAAACAAAAUGAAAUCACAAAACAAAAGUAUGUGGAUGCUUUAAAAGGUGUUGGUGACAAAGUUAGAUUGCUAAAAACUAGGCAAGCAUUUCGUAAAGGAUAUGAGCCAAAGUAUAGUCACAGUAUAUAUAAGGUCAUCAGUGGCAAUGGCUAUUCGUACUUUAUUGCAGAUGAUGAUGGUAAUAUUCUUCCAAAGGCAUACAAAUACUAUGAACUACAACGUAUUGAAUCUACCCAAAGGUUUCAUACAGAAUCUAGACAGAGAGAACCACGAAUGACAAAUAAGGAGCGUCGAAAUAAAAGAGAAUUGGAAGAAUUGGGUAGAAUUAGAGGUCCAGCUUAUAAAAACGGAGAACAUUAA